AUGGCACCAGUAUCAGAGAGGCCAGCACAAUACAAACAGUCUUCUCGUAAGGGUAAGAAAGCGUGGAGAAAGAACAUUGAUAUUUCAGAUAUUGAGAAGUCUGUUCAACAACAGAACGAUGAGGAGAUAACGCACGGUUCGAAAGACUUGGCGAGCUUAGCCAAUAAAGACUUGUUUCAGGUGGAUACUAAGGGUGAUGAGGUGCUUAAGCAAAAGUUGAUCAAGCGGAAACAAAUUAAGAAAAACGUCAAGUCUUCUGAAAUCUUAGAAUCGAUUAAGUCUAAUUCGAAAGUUGCUGCACUAUCUCAUCCCAAGAGCCGUUCUAGCGAUGAAUCAAAGAAAAACAAGAUCCAAGGUGUAUCGAAGAAAGAGCUCAAACGUUUGAUGGCCCUGGCCGGCCGCAUUGACGGGGAGAGUAAGCUCAAGAACGCAGUAACUAAGAGAGGGUUGGUUAGAGCUGGAGCCAACAAUGACUUGUGGGGCGCCAAAGAAGAAAUCAAAACUCCAUCGGGUAUUAAGAUGGUCUAUAAAGAGAUUCAAGAGGUUCCCGAAGAGUUGAAGACGCUUUCUACCACGGGCUGGUCUAAAGCGACUGUUGCUCCAGACACUAUCACCAGGGCUCCUGUUCACGUCAAAGAUAUUGAUCAAGCUCCUCACGCUGGUAAAUCUUAUAAUCCAAGCAAUUCCAGCUGGACUCAGCUGAUAGAUAAAGAGUAUAAAGGAGAGAAAGUCAAAGAGGACGCCAGGUUACAAAUGGAGGCCUACAAAGUUAGGAUAAGUCAGCUCAUGGAAACUUUAGACAGAAACGAGGAGGAAGAGUCUGAAAACGACAGCACUGCAGAUGCGGAAGAGGCUUCAGAUGCCGAAGACGAUUCAGAGAUCAAGCUUUCUCUCAACAAACCUGUUGUCAACAACAAGAAAACCAAGUAUCAAAGAAACAAACAGAGAAGACACAAGGAGAAGUUGUCACUGCACUCAGAACUCAAACAGCUAAAAAAACAGUUGCGCGAGUUAGAGCGUUUUGAAGAGCUUCAAAAAACCGUUGAAGAAGCUCAUGCCACACGCGAGGUCGAGAAAGCUAGCAAAGCUGGCAAAGUAAGUAAACCGAAAGCCACCAAGAAACACAAGCUGGGAACCAAACACUCUGUCAUGGAAGACAAUUUAGAGGUCAAAUUCUCCGACGAAUUGUCCGAUUCGCUGCGGAAACUAAGGCCAGAGGGCAGUCUGCUAUAUGAUACUGUACGGAAGCUUCAGGGCUCUGGUAAAAUUGAGAGCCGUGUACCAGUCAAGAAGGGCAGAAGAUACACCCCGCGGAUCACAGAAAAGUGGACCUACAAAGACCUUAAAUAA
This is a messenger RNA of Lachancea nothofagi CBS 11611, 1350 nucleotides long. Lineage: Eukaryota; Fungi; Ascomycota; Saccharomycetes; Saccharomycetales; Saccharomycetaceae. The record is from the annotation of a GenBank genome assembly.